UUUUUUAAAGUUUUUCCAGUGUAAAUUAGAUUUUGACAGCUCUUGAGCAAGCGUCGCAGAGUUUUUUUGCUUUAUUUAUGGAUUUUUAGCUAUUUUAACGCAAAAAGCUGUUAAAAAUGGCUCUGCCUGCUAAUUAUAAGCAGGUUUCGAUGCAAAUGCCGAAUACCCAAUCAUCGAACCAUUUGCUGUCGGCAGGUGCCCCAAUGACUUUCAACAUUUUGAAAGAAAGGUUAAGAGCUUCUGGAGGUUCAAGUUCUAGUGCCAAUAAAGAAACAAAUCCUUUUACAACAACACCCAGUGGCAACCCGGCAUUUUUGCCGCAGAAAAUCGGAAAAAGUGCUGCUAAAAAUGAGGCGAGAACUCCAAAACCACCGAAAGCACCGGAAAAACCGCUGAUGCCUUACAUGAGGUACAGCAGAAAAGUAUGGGACACAGUGAAAAACCAAAAUUCCGAAUUAAAAUUAUGGGAAAUUGGAAAAAUUAUCGGUCAAAUGUGGCGAGACCUGCCCGAGGAUGAAAAAAGCGAAUUUGUAGAUGAAUAUGAAACGGAAAAGGUUGAAUAUGAAAAAACGUUAAAAACAUACCAUAAUUCGCCAGCCUAUUUGGCUUUUGUUGCAGCCAAAAAUCGCGGAAAAGGUGCUUUACAAGGUGUCGAAGAGCCGCACGAAAGAAAUACGGCGUCUUCGAAACAACAAGCGGCCGACCGUAGGAUCGAAAUACAACCAGCAGAAGACGAAGACGAUCCCGAUGACGGUUAUUCGGUAAAACACGUCAGCUACGCCAGAUACUUGCGCAACCACCGUCUAAUCAACGAAAUUUUCUCCGAAAGUGUCGUUCCGGACGUCAGAUCAGUCGUAACGACAACGAGAAUGCAGGUGUUGAAAAGACAAGUGCAAUCUUUAACGAUGCACCAGAAAAAAUUGGAGGCCGAACUCCAACAAAUCGAGGAGAAAUUCGAGGCCAAAAAGAAGAAGUUCAUCGAAACAAGCGAGUUGUUUCAGGAAGAUCUGAAAAAGCAUUGCAAACCGGCCGUGGACGAAGAUACUUUCCAAAAGAUGGUCGAAAGGCAGUACGAAAACUUGACAAAAGAAAAAAACAAAACCAACGAAGAACACAAAGCUAAAGAAAACGGCACUGUCGAACCUCAAAACGGACAAGUCCAAGAAAACGGGCAGACAAGUUCAACGCCGGAGAGUUCCACAUUUCUGUUUCAAAAUCAGCCGGUACUUCAAUAUAUGCAGCCAAUGGAACAAGAUUCGGCGGAAAAGGUGGACCCGCCCCCGGCAAAACCGACGAGCAACGGUUCCGUGGAAAUGCCGAAGCAACGCGACUCGCCGCCGCCGACCGCGCCGUCUCCGAACCCGCCCCCGAAACCGGCCGAAGCGCCGUACCCCAGCCACCACCUGCACCACCAACAGCCGCCGUACAACCCUCACGCUGAUCAGCCGCCGCCGCACCACGGACCGCCGCCCCAGCAGGAUCCCGGCCAGAUGCCGCCGCCCCAUCCGCCGCAGAUGAUGGGCGCGCCGCCGCCCCACAUGGCGCCCGGCCAUCCUCCGAUGGGCCACCCGCAUCAGCCGCCCCCGCAAGGCAUGAUGCCGCCCGGGCAGUACCAGCAGCCCUACCCGCCCCCAGGCAACCCCCAAUCGGUUCCUCUGCCCCCGCGGCCGCCGCACCCCGGCUACGGCGGCUACCCGCCUCAGCAGGGCCCGCCCCCGCCGCAACAGGGUUACCACCAAGGCUACCCGCCGCCGCAAGGUCAGUAUCCGCCGCACCAGUACUAUCAGCAGCCGCCCCCGCAACAGUACCCCGGAUAUCCGCCGCCGCCGCAGCAGCAAGCGCCGCCGCGGCAUCCGUAUCCCGUCGAAGGGCAGCCGCCUCCGAUGGGGCACGAGGGGCAGAUGUACGGCGGGCCGCCCCCCGCGGAGGCGGAGAGGGUGCAGCAGUUGGAGGAGAUGCCGCCCAACGACGAGGCUAAAGACAUGGGGGAUUCCAAUAAAAUGGAAACAGAUGAAAAAUAAAGUGAAUCUUUAACAUUUUUAUUUUAUUCAUAUUAGUGGUGGUUCCAGCAACUUUUUAUAACAUUCUUUUAUUAUAAUAAUUAAUAAUAAGUCCAAAAUGGU
Molecule: messenger RNA, 2123 nt
Organism: Brassicogethes aeneus
Lineage: Eukaryota; Metazoa; Arthropoda; Insecta; Coleoptera; Nitidulidae
Source: the annotation of a GenBank genome assembly